Camellia sinensis is the source of this 1038-nucleotide messenger RNA. Its product is annotated as putative calcium-binding protein CML49. Gene Ontology annotation, molecular function: calcium ion binding. The record is from RefSeq and is a predicted model, not a curated record. NCBI's taxonomy places the organism in Eukaryota, Viridiplantae, Streptophyta, Magnoliopsida, Ericales, Theaceae.
AUGUCUGGAUACCCACAACACAACGCACCGGGCUACGGUUACGGCCCCCCACCGUCGCAACAACCUUACUCCGCCGCCCAGUACGGCGGUGCACAACCACCCGCCGGCCAACAGUCCUACGCAUCGUAUGGAGCCCCCCCAGCGGCUCCAGGCCAACAGUCCUACGGAGCCCCCCCAUCGGCACCCUACGCCGACAACAAGCCCCCCAAGGACAAACCCUCCGGAGCAGGCUACCCUCCUCAGGCACAGCCCUAUGGAAGCCCAUUCGCAUCUCUGAUGCCAUCGGCCUUCCCACCAGGCUCGGAUCCAAGCGUGGUGACUUGCUUCCAGAUGGCGGAUCAGGAUGGGAGUGGCUUCAUCGAUGAUAAGGAGCUACAGAGGGCGCUCUCUAGCUACAAUCAGAGUUUCAGUCUCAGAACUGUUCAUCUUCUUAUGUAUCUCUUCACCAACACCAACACUCGAAAGAUCGGGCCAAAGGAAUUCACUGCUGUGUUCUACAGUCUUCAGAACUGGAGGGCAAUCUUUGAGAGAUUUGAUAGGGACCGGAGCGGCAAAAUUGAUUCCGGAGAAUUGCGGGAUGCACUGCUGAGUCUAGGAUUUUCAGUGUCACCGGUUGUUUUGGAAUUGCUGGUUUCUAAGUUUGAUAAGACUGGUGGAAAGAACAGAGCCAUAGAAUAUGACAAUUUUAUUGAGUGCUGCCUCACUGUCAAGGGAUUGACAGAGAAAUUUAAGGAAAAGGACACUACGUAUUCAGGGUCGGCAACUUUUAAUUAUGAAUCUUUCAUGUUGACUGUUUUGCCGUUCCUCAUUGCAUAAGUAAAGAGGUCUCUCUACCGCUGUCGGUUUGGAGUUUGGUCUGAACUUUGUUUCUAGUAUAGCUUAUGAUUUCUUGUAAUGAUUUAUAGGGCAGCUUGUUUUCAAAUUUACCAGUUAAUGAUGUUUGUUUCCAUGUUGCUUCUUCCUUCCCUUUGCUUUCUUCAGUGUCAUUUUGUGUCAUUUGAUUGUUUUUCUUUAUUUCAAGCAUGAAGUCUUAUUAAA